This is a messenger RNA of Dimorphilus gyrociliatus, 475 nucleotides long. The record is from the annotation of a GenBank genome assembly. NCBI's taxonomy places the organism in Eukaryota, Metazoa, Annelida, Polychaeta, Dinophilidae.
CAUGGGACCGAAUGUUCAGCAAAGAAAUUGGAUAGACGCUAGGGAGGAAUGUAGAAAAAGAAAUAGGUCAUUGAUUGAGAUUAUCUCUGUCGAGAUGGAGCAAAUCGUUAAGAAUUAUUUGAAAUCUAGAAAUAUUUAUUCAAUAUGGACGGGUGUAUCUAAUAUAAUUUGGCAAGAAGUCAUUGAUGAUAAGGAUUUAAAAAACAAAUUAUGUGUGGUAUAUUCAGAAGAAAAACAGGAAUUUGAAUUAUUUAAAUGUACGACAUCAUUCCAACAUUUGACUUUUGGACCAAUUUAUACGGUUUGCCAAGAAAGCAAUUUUCAAGUAGAAGAUGUGAAAGAACCGAAAGAUAAUAGUCGCUUAAAGCUAUGUGAACGUACAAUUGAAGAAGGAAUUAGUAGUACUAACUAUUCGCAAACAACUAUUGGUCCUAAUUUACAUAUUACAACAACAACACCAAGUAAACGAGGUUAG